AUGCUUCACGGUAAUGUAUUGCUUUUCGAUGGGUUUAAUGGGCUUCUUAAAGCCCUUUGGGGUUUAAAAGACUUCAGUUGCAUAAUAAAAGCCUUUUUCUUACUUUUGAGUUUGGUCUCAAACCCUAACUGUGAUCUCCGCCGUCGAACAUCCACCAUUGGUCGUGUUAUCAGAGCUCAAUGUAAGGGAGCUGGCUCCGUCUUCAAAUCUCACACUCACCACCACAAAGUCCCCGCCAAGUUCCAUAGCCUCGACUAUGGCGAGAGAAAUGGAUACCUCAAGGGUGUCAUGACGGAGAUCAUCCACGAUCCUGGCCGUGGUGCGCCGCUUGCUCGCGUUGCCUUCCGUCGCCCUUUCCGUUACAAGAAGCAGAAGGAGCUAUUUGUCGCUGCCAAAGGUAUGUACACCAGACAGUUGUUGUACUGCAGUAAGAAAGCGACACUUGUUGUCGAAAAUGUUCUCCCGCUUAGAGCUAUCCCUGAAGAAGCUGUUGUCUGUAACGCCGAGCAUCAUGUCGGUGAUCGCGGUGUGCUCGCUAGAGCUUCAGGAGAUUACGGUAUGGUUGUUCCAUGGACGGCCUUGAGAUUUUGGGAGGCUUGUGGCACUUUCUAUGUAAAAAAAAAUUUGCGGGCCUAA
Messenger RNA from Eruca vesicaria subsp. sativa (arugula), 636 nucleotides. The record is from the annotation of a GenBank genome assembly. Lineage: Eukaryota; Viridiplantae; Streptophyta; Magnoliopsida; Brassicales; Brassicaceae.